AAAAUAUGAGUGCAAUUUCCUGUCCCCUCAGCAGUGUUGGUUUCUCUUCUUGACUUGAUGCAGGCACAGAUUUAUCAAGCUCCUCGGUCAACAAACACAUCACCAGAAGAAACAUGGAAGGAAAGGAAUUUUAAAAGGAAAUACCAAUCUCCGUGAAAACAAAGCCUUGUAUAUUCAUGUUUGCACCAAUCUACUGAGAUUUAUGAAGAAAAACAAAUUGCGGACAACUCUCUAUGUACACUUACAAAUGCCUCAGUUGAUUCUUGUGGGCUGUUUGUCAGCGUUCUGUGAUAAUGAACACAUGGACUUCUAUUUAUUAAAUUCAGUUGACCCCUUUAGCCAAUUGCCAGGAGCCUGGAUUUUUACUUCCAACUGCUGAUAUCUGUAAAAAUUGAUCUACAUCCACCCUUUAAAAGCAUUGAUGAAUUAAUUAGAACUUUAGACACCAACAAAAAAUUGAAAAAGAAUUCUCAGUAAAAGAGAAUUCGAUGUUCAAAACAAACUACAACGAGACAUGACUUUUCUGUUUACUUUCUAAGAACUAAUAUAAUUGCUACCUUAAAAAGAAAAAAAUGAAUAGCACAUGUAUUGAAGAACAGCAUGACCUGGAUCACUAUUUGUUUCCCAUUGUUUACAUCUUUGUGAUUAUAGUCAGCAUUCCAGCCAAUAUUGGAUCUCUGUGUGUGUCUUUCCUGCAAGCAAAGAAGGAAAGUGAACUAGGAAUUUAUCUCUUCAGUUUGUCACUAUCAGAUUUACUCUAUGCAUUAACUCUCCCUUUAUGGAUUGAUUAUACUUGGAAUAAAGACAACUGGACUUUCUCUCCUGCCUUGUGCAAAGGGAGUGCUUUUCUCAUGUACAUGAAUUUUUACAGCAGCACAGCAUUCCUCACCUGCAUUGCUGUUGAUCGGUAUUUGGCUGUUGUCUACCCUUUGAAGUUUUUUUUCCUAAGGACAAGAAGAUUUGCACUCAUGGUCAGCCUGUCCAUCUGGAUAUUGGAAACCAUCUUCAAUGCUGUCAUGUUGUGGGAAGAUGAAACAGUUGUUGAAUAUUGCGAUGCCAAGAAGUCUAAUUUUACUUUAUGCUAUGACAAAUACCCUUUAGAGAAAUGGCAAAUCAACCUCAACUUGUUCAGGACGUGUACAGGCUAUGCAAUACCUUUGGUCACCAUCCUGAUCUGCAACCGGAAAGUCUACCAAGCUGUGCGGCACAAUAAAGCCACGGAAAACAAGGAAAAGAAGAGAAUCAUAAAACUACUUGUCAGCAUCACAGUUACUUUUGUCUUAUGCUUUACUCCCUUUCAUGUGAUGUUGCUGAUUCGCUGCAUUUUAGAGCAUGCUGUGAACUUCGAAGACCACAGCAAGUCUGGGAAGCGAACUUACACAAUGUAUAGAAUCACGGUUGCAUUAACAAGUUUAAAUUGUGUUGCUGAUCCAAUUCUGUACUGUUUUGUAACCGAAACAGGAAGAUAUGAUAUGUGGAAUAUAUUAAAAUUCUGCACUGGGAGGUGUAAUACAUCACAAAGACAAAGAAAACGCAUACUUUCUGUGUCUACAAAAGAUACUAUGGAAUUAGAGGUCCUUGAGUAGAACCAAGGAUGUUUUGAAGGGAAGGGAGGUUUAAGUUAUGCAUUAUUAUAUCAUCAAGAUUACAUUUUGAAAAGGAAAUCUAGCAUGUGAGGGGACUAAGUGUUCUCAGAGUGAUAUUUUAAUCCAGUCCAAUAAAAAUAUCUUAAAACCGCAUUGUACAGUUCCCUCCCUGAGUUUUAUUAAAUGAUGUAUAUUAAACAAAGAUCAAUAUUUUCUUAA
Molecule: messenger RNA, 1805 nt
Organism: Symphalangus syndactylus (siamang)
Lineage: Eukaryota; Metazoa; Chordata; Mammalia; Primates; Hylobatidae
Gene: GPR65
Product: G protein-coupled receptor 65
Biological process (GO): G protein-coupled receptor signaling pathway
Cellular component (GO): membrane
Molecular function (GO): G protein-coupled receptor activity
Source: RefSeq, a predicted model, not a curated record